GCGCUGCGAUGGGCCGGAGGAAAGCGCCGGGUACCGCGUCUCUCGGCCGGGCGCUUAUCCGCCAUCAGACUCAGCGGAGCCGUGGCCAGCGUCGCGCCGACUCGUGGUUGCACACCAGUGAACUCAAUGAUGGCUAUGAUUGGGGUCGUCUUAAUCUUCAGUCAGUGACUGAACAGAGCUCCCUUGAUGACUUCCUUGCAACUGCAGAACUUGCAGGAACAGAGUUCGUAGCUGAGAAGCUUAAUAUUAAGUUUGUGCUUCCUGAGGCUAAAACUGGACUGCUGUCUUUUGAGGAGAGCCAGAGAAUUAAGAAGCUCCAUGAAGAAAACAAACAGUUCUUAUGUAUUCCAAGGAGACCAAAGUGGGACAAAAAAACAAGCCCUGAGGAACUCAAGCAGGCAGAGAAAGACAACUUUCUAGAAUGGAGACGUCAGCUCGUCCGGCUAGAAGAGGAACAAAAGCUGAUAUUGACUCCAUUUGAAAGAAAUUUGGACUUUUGGCGCCAACUCUGGAGGGUGAUUGAAAGAAGCGAUAUCGUGGUCCAGAUAGUAGAUGCUCGAAACCCACUCCUGUUUAGAUGUGAGGAUUUGGAAUGUUAUGUGAAAGAAAUAGAUGACGAGAAGGAGAAUGUUAUUCUGAUAAAUAAGGCAGAUUUGUUGACUUCUGAGCAGCGGAGUGCCUGGGCCACGUACUUUGAAAAAGAAAAUGUGAAGGUUAUUUUCUGGUCAGCUUUGGCUGAAGCCGUCCCACUGAUUAUUGACCCUAAGGAACAAGCAAAUGGAGAUGCUGAAGAAGCCAACAGAACUGACUUUGAAAACUCCAGUUGCGAUGAGGCCGAAAUGCCACAAGGUGAGCCUCGACAUCUAGACAGGGGUCCUCUGUCACUUAGUGAAGUUGUCACUAGUGAUGAAGACGACAGUGAGUAUGAGGACUGUCUGGGAGAGGAGGAGGAGGAGGAGGAUUGGCAGACGUGUUCGGAAGAGGACAGCAGCCCUAAUGAAGAAGCCCGUGGCCAGGGCUGGGAGGAAAGCUGUGCUGUGGAUGGUGAGGCACAGGCCAGGAAAACCCCGCAGAAGAGGCAGACACGCAAUUUCAGCCAUCUGGUAUCAAAGCAGGAGCUACUGGAGAUCUUUAAGCAGCUGCACACUGGGAAGAAGGUGAAAGAGGAGCACCUUACUGUUGGACUGGUAGGCUACCCAAAUGUUGGUAAGAGUUCAACAAUCAACACUAUCAUGGGCAACAAGAAAGUAUCUGUGUCUGCCACACCUGGUCACACCAAGCAUUUUCAGACUCUCUUUGUGGAACCUGGCCUCUGCUUAUGUGACUGCCCAGGCCUGGUGAUGCCAUCCUUUGUAUCUACCAAGGCAGAGAUGAUUUGCAAUGGAAUCCUCCCAAUUGACCAGAUGAGAGAUCACGUUCCACCUAUAUCAUUAAUUUGCCAGAAUAUUCCACGACAUGUUUUAGAAGCUACUUAUGGCAUUACUAUCAUAAAGCCUAGAGAGGAUGAAGAUCCCCAUCGACCUCCAACUUCAGAGGAACUGCUGACAGCUUAUGGAUAUAUGCGAGGAUUCAUGACAGCACAUGGACAGCCAGACCAGCCUCGAUCUGCACGCUACAUUCUGAAGGAUUAUGUCAGUGGUAAACUCCUGUACUGUCAUCCCCCUCCCGGGAGAGAGCCCCUGACCUUCCAGCAUCAGCACCAGCGGCUACUGGGGAACAAGUGGAGUGGUGGUGGAAUAAAAAUACAGCCAGGUCGAAAUGAAAAAGCAAAACAGAUUGAAAAUGUUGUUGACAAAACUUUUUUUCAUCAAGAAAAUGUGAGAGCUUUGACCAAAGGAGUCCAGGCUGUGAUGGGCUACAAGCCUGGGAGUGGCCUGGUGACUGCACCUACUAUGAGCUCUGAGAGCGGGGCUGGAAAACCCUGGAAAAAACAUGGCAACAGAAAUAAAAAAGAGAAAAGUCGUAGACUCUACAGGCACCUGGAUACAUGAACACAACAGAAAUGGCAUCUGCACUAUGCUCCUGGAGGAGAAGAAGCUGCUCCUGCCUGUGGUGCUCUAGCACGGACCCUGCUCUUGGCGCACAGCCACACCAGCCGUCAAUAUCAAGACCGAGGGCUCCUUGAAGCACCAGCUCUCUCUAAUGUAGUCAUCUUGGAGCCCCAGAAACCACCUAUGGAAGGCUGAAUUUCAGAUGGGGGAAAGAAUGAUGUAUAUCUGUUUGUGUAAACAUACACAAAUGUAUACUAAUUUGUAGGUUGUGAAUUUUUUGAAAAGAUUAAAAUUAAAUUGCCACUAA
Molecule: messenger RNA, 2298 nt
Organism: Miniopterus natalensis
Lineage: Eukaryota; Metazoa; Chordata; Mammalia; Chiroptera; Miniopteridae
Gene: LSG1
Product: large 60S subunit nuclear export GTPase 1
Biological process (GO): ribosomal subunit export from nucleus
Cellular component (GO): cytosol
Molecular function (GO): GTPase activity; GTP binding
Source: RefSeq, a predicted model, not a curated record